UGACCCCAAGGUAUUUCCCGGAUCCCAUGAGUGAAAUGAGUGGGAUGUGGUGAAGUAGAGAGACUUUUUGUGGUUGGGUUAGCCCAUGAUGAUGAGAUAAGCUAGUGUAAACUACAAUCAAAGGAGUUUCUAUCAAGCCAAGUACACUGACCCUCUGACUAUUAGAAGAAGGUCUCUACUUCUCUGAGUGGCAGUUCGAGUAAAUCAGUAAUCACACCAGUUCUAUGUGAAGAAUUGAUUGAUUGAUUCUCAUACCGGUAACAAAGCUAUGCAGUGCUACCCUACAAUGAUCAGAGGGGCCCUCUGUGUCUGCCUACUGACCCUAUGGACACCCCUUCAAGGUACAGCUGGUGUCUUAUCAGAGCUCUACUUCUCCAACAACAAUGACAUCAUGCGACUGACGAAUGGCUCCUCCACUGUGGUUAUCCCUGGCUUGAAACUAGUAGACACUAUUGAAUGCAACAUCUGUGACCGUAUGAUCUAUUGGGUGGACCAGAACCCACCUGUUGCCAUCCGUCGAGCCCUCCCCGGCAACGCCUCCUCUGUGGAGACGAUCCUGGAUAGGGACCUGGACCAUCCCAAGGGGCUGGCCGUUGACUGGGUUGGAAACAAUAUCUACUUCUCUCACGGCAACCGUAUUGAGGUAGCCACCUGUGACGGUCAACAUCGCAGGGUUCUCAAGGUGAUAGAAGAUGCAGAUGUUGGCCCAAUUGCCAUUGACCUCACUACCGGGUACCUCUACUAUGUGGCUGACAUGUUCCUUGUUCAUCGUAUGAUGUUGAAUGGCAGCUCUGACGACGGGUUUAUGCAAGUAGUAGAUUCACCAGAGAUUGUUGGCAUGGAGAUAGAUGUUGUUAAUCAGGUCCUCUACUGGACCAACAAGGGCGACAGCACACCCUCCCACGCUAUCAAGAGACUCGACCUCACUACAGCUGUGCGACAGGUGGAUACGAUUGUUACUCAAAGUAUUGCUUACAAGCUGGUUAUCCAUGGCAACACUCUGUACUGGACUGAGUUGAACCAGGUUGACCACACCACCUCAGAGAUCGACCGACCAGGGGCCCUCUAUUCCAUGGAACUCGGGUCAGGUGAUAUGGAGGAGGAGGUGCUCCUACGCAACUAUACACUGAGCCCUCAGGAUCUCUGCUAUUUCUUUGAAAUGAGCAUGUCCGAGAAUAGCUGUGCUGUUAACAAUGGUGGCUGUGACGUGCUCUGUCUGACAGUGCCCUCCAUCGGGGAUGGGACUGAGCCGCAGUGUGCCUGUCCUACUGGCAUCCUGUUCUCCCCCGAUGGCGAUACUUGCCUCCCCUACCCAAACGAGUUUCUACUGUUCACUCAACGCCACGAUUCCGAUGCUAGUAGCGAAGUCAGCCACACUGACGUGAGACUCAUCUCUCUGGAUGCUCCGCCAUUCUUUGUGGACACACCCACCUCUGUGACAGUGCCCAAUGCAUCAGCACGGUUCAUUGCCUAUGAUGUCGUAACAUUAUUUGUGUACUGGAGCCAGAUGGACCCCCCACAGAUUCGUCGAGCCCCAGUGCAUGGUACGGAGGGGGAGGAAGAGGUGGUGAUCCAGACGAGCAUCUCCCUCCCAGAGUCUCUUGCCAUUGACGCAUACGCCAUGAACCUCUACUGGGUCGAUUCUGCCCUCGACAAGAUCGAGGUGGUGGGAAUUGGUGAGACCAACAGAUAUCGAAAGGUGCUUGUGCAAACAGGGAGGAAGCCUCAGGGGCUGGCACUUGACCUACUCAACAGGUUCAUGUACUGGACUGACCUUGACAAGAGUGCUCCGAGGGUGGAGCGUUGCCAUAUGGACGGCACAAAUUGCACUCAAAUACUCACUCACCUUCCCCCCAACACUAUCCGUGAGCCUGCCACCAUCACAGUGGACCCUCUCUCCAGCUGGGUGUACUUUGCUGAGACACAGAAUGACAAAGUGUUCCGCUACAACGGUCUCACAGGAGAGCACACAGACGAACAACUGCGUGACCCAGAAUCUGGAAUCGCACCCAAUGAUGUGGCAGGGCUGGCGGUACAUGGUAACUACCUCUAUUGGACAGAUCGUAGUGGCACUGGGGCAUCUAUGGCGAGGGUUGACAAGGUCGAAUUUACUGCCUCUGAGACUGUACACAACUCAGGGGGUCUCCACGGUCUGCUGGCUGUCGAUCACAGUGCAAGUGCACCUUCCCCUAUGUGCUCGCUGUGUGACCAACUGUGUCUGUCCCCCUCGUGUGCAUGUGCAGACCACUUCAUAUUGGACACCUCCACUCAAGGAAGUUGUAUGGAGCCACCAGCCACUCUGUUGAUGGGUAGCACUCUCCUGGGGGUCUUCCAGUUUACAGAGAACAGGGCUGGCGUCAGCUGGAAUGGGAACAAUGAACCAAUUCUCAAUAUUAAUGUGGACCAUAUGGAUGUUGACUUUAGUACUGACACUCUCUUCUGGGUCAGCAAGGACGACAAGCUGGUGUAUCGUAACUCACUGAACAACACUUCUCUCCCGGCUGAGCGUGUAGUGCACUGCUGUGUGGGGGAGAUUAGCGAUCUGGCUGUUGACUGGUUUGGCCGCAACCUCUACUGGGUGGACUCUGCUCGUCAUGUGAUUGAGGUAGCCCAACUUGAUGGUCGUCACAGGAUUGUGCUGUACAAUGUCCCCCCUAGCCUGGGGACACUCAACAUCAUCACACUGGAUCCCCUCAGGGGCAAUCUAUAUUGGUCUCCUGAUUCUGGAGCAAAGAUCUAUCGCUGGAGAAUGGACGGGAGCAGCACAAUGUCCGAUGUGUUCUGGGAGUCACCUGACUAUACUGAGGUGUUUGGAUUGGCUCUCAACUACACAGCUAAUGCAGGAAUCAGCGACCAGCUUUACUUUGGAGUGUACAGCAAUGACCCUCCGGAGUGGUUGGUGUACAGUCAGGAAGUGGAUGAUGAGGACAACCAAUCGCUACUGGGUCAGUUUAACUCAGCUGUCAAGGACCUCAGCACUUACAAAGGGGACUCGUACGUCAUACAAGGAGACACUCUACCCACUGUGGUGAAGGUACAGCACGAUGACUCCAAUAACAACCACAACGAAGUUGCCAUAUCAAUUGCCCUGUUUAACCAGCCACUCUCCACCCUCUCAUUGGCAAUCAGCCAUCACUCGCUGCAACCAGGUCUCCAUGAGUGCAGUGUGGACAACAAGGGCUGUGGUGGGGGAGCAGUGUGUCUGGUGGAGACCGGGGUGAGGGGGACCUGUGUCUGCCCACCUCUAGAGGCCAGUGUAAUUGAAACAGACAGCAAUGGCAUCGACCACAUCACCUGUGCUGCUGACGACACUUUUGUGUUGCUGGCCACUGAGGAUGGUGUGUACGUCCUACCAUACGUGUCCCCCUCCAUUGAGAAGAGCUCCAGUAAGGUACAGCCCCUCCCCCUUCCUCCGGUGGGGUCUAUUCAGAGUAUGACCUAUGACCCCAUCAAUAAAAGCGUCCUGUUUACUGAUGACACCUCACAGCUGCACAGUGUGUCAAUGGACAGUUCUUCUGACUACUCGUAUUCGUUAGUCAAUGACUCCGCCCCCUAUUCCCUGGCAUACGAUUGGAGAGGUGGCCACGUCUUCACUACAACAAGCCCUGGCUUCCAAAUAGAGCUCACCACCAUCAACGGAGAGGGGGUGGGCUCCGUACUGGAAUUCCAGGCGACAGAAAAGCGCUAUGUGCUUAACAUACUGGGAGAGCUACUCUUUGACACUGACAGACAGCGAUUGUAUUGGACGUAUGUGGCUCACAACAAAGAACUAGGCAUGGUUGCAGGGGCAGAGCUUCGUUACAUGGACAUGUCUGACAGCACCAGUACUGAGCGCUCUGUUGACCUCGGAGGACGAAGUAUCAGGAACAUUACUCUUGAGCCAGAGAGUGGCUCCAUCUACUGGGUCAGCAUUGUCAACACUCGCUUUGUCAUCAUUGAGAGAUUCUUCCCUAAUAAUGGGACUAUCGUAUCCGUCCAUUCGGCAGCACCAGCUAGUGUGACGGGAUUAGCUGUUACCAUGGUGAACGGGCAGCUGCUCUUAUUCUGGUACGAUAGUGUAGAGGAGGCCAUCUUCCUGCACAAUGGUAGUAAGGCAGUCAUCUAUAGAGGGUGGAGUUCUGGGGGUGCCAGGAUAGUGGGCAUGCUCGCACAUACAACCAUGCCGGUUCCGGUAAAUCUUCCCUGCCUGGUUGCAGAGAGGCCGUGCAGUCACUACUGUUUGUCUGACUCCCACACCUCAGCUCUCCAGUGUUCCUGUCCCUCCAAUACCCAGCUGGAGAACGGCGUCACAUGCUCUGAUGUCCCAUGUGGUAACUCGCUGUGGUCGUGUGGAGGGGACUCCCCAGAAUGCUACCCACGGACCUACUUGUGUGAUGACAUUCCUCAUUGUCGGAAUGGGGCCGAUGAAACAUGUAACUGUAGUCAGAGUGACUUCGGUUGCUAUCUCUCUGACACUGGUGACGAGUGUGUGGCCAUGGAGCUCAAAUGUGAUGGUAUCCGCCACUGCUCCAAUGGUGAGGACGAGAUGGAUUGCUGUGAAACCAAUCAGUUUGGCUGCUACGUAGAGGACGAUACCUACAAACCUCUGGGGGGUGGGUCGGUGAUCCGCUACCACUGUCUCUAUAACUCCUCUCGUUGUGAUGGCAUGGUGGACUGUCUGAACCAAACCAUCGAUGAACCUCUAGAUUGUCCUACCACUAUGACUCCUGAACCUAUAACCACGCCUACUUCAAUUGCCACCCUUCUGAGCACGCCCAUCAUUAUCACCAGUGUGGUUAUCUCGUUCUUUAUAGCCGUGAUCGGUCUCUUCUUCUGUUGCUACUGUUGUCGUCAGUUUUACAAGAAGAAGCAAGCUGAGAUUACCAGUAGUCGAAUGUCUAGAGCCUUCAACUUUAACCUGGCUACAUACAAACAAGCUGAGUCCCCACAGCCUCGAGUGGAUAGUGUGUCCGACUACUACUCUGAUAUCUCUCGAAAUACCAACACUACUCAGAUUGGUAGUCACAUAUCCCACGGGAGUAUGUACAAGCAACAACAUCAGCCCAUGGCAACAGACCCUACCAACCCUCCACCCUCUCCGAUGACACUGGCCCACUCAUACAACGCACUCACUGAUAUUGAAGAUGACAUCUCCGUGUUCUCACAGACAAUGAGCGAGUAUCCUAUACCCCCCGUACCCAACCCAUCACUCAACUAUGACCUCGUCAGCGAUAAUUUGUCGUACUCCGUAAGUCAGAGUCAUUAUCCAGCGACGAUUAGUGGACGUGCCCCCAACCCGCUCCUGCUUGGACAGCAACCGAAUCACCCGUACUAUCACAACGGUGGGUAUCACUACCCCCAACAGCAGGUGGCCAACCAAUGGGCACCCAAGAGAGGUCAGGACCAACCCAACCAGGGGAAGCAAUAUCCCCCAUCCGACUACCAUCACUAUCCACCUUCACACCCACGCAAGGAACUUGACAGUCUCGCCAGAACAGAGACCGAGAGUACCAUCUCUAUGACAACCGUGAGUACAGAGAACCAAGAUGAGUACCUGUAUGAUGAGGAGGGUACAUGUAUGUCGUACGCUCCCCCGGGUCGUCCCCCGUCUCCCGUUACGGUGGUAUCCGACUACCACCCCCCUGCCCCACCCAUGUCACCUGACUCCACCCUCAGUGAGAUCUCAGACGAGGACUGCUCAGAGAGACAGCUUCAUCAAACAUAAACAUAAUUAUAUUUGUCUGUUGUAUAUGUUUGUCAAUUUGUAUAUACCUGCACAACUGUCCACCCACCUGAUCUGAGGUCAGGCUUAAUUUAUCGUUAGAAUUUCAUUAUCAAUCUUUAUAAUCUUAUAAUUAUGUUAUAUAAUUAUUAUACCAACAAAAUUAAUAUUAUCACA
Halichondria panicea is the source of this 5878-nucleotide messenger RNA. Its product is annotated as low-density lipoprotein receptor-related protein 5-like. The coding region runs from base 269 to 5704 and encodes 1811 amino acids. The record is from RefSeq and is a predicted model, not a curated record. The transcript is spliced from 24 exons. Lineage: Eukaryota; Metazoa; Porifera; Demospongiae; Suberitida; Halichondriidae. Gene Ontology annotation, biological process: canonical Wnt signaling pathway. Gene Ontology annotation, molecular function: Wnt-protein binding; Wnt receptor activity.